Emiliania huxleyi CCMP1516 is the source of this 1826-nucleotide messenger RNA. RefSeq lists its product as hypothetical. Gene Ontology annotation, molecular function: imidazoleglycerol-phosphate synthase activity. The transcript is spliced from 7 exons. Gene Ontology annotation, biological process: L-histidine biosynthetic process. The record is from RefSeq and is a predicted model, not a curated record. Bases 30 to 1826 code for a protein of 598 amino acids. Lineage: Eukaryota; Haptophyta; Isochrysidales; Noelaerhabdaceae.
CGAGGUCGGGCCCGGCCGACCGCAACUCCAUGACGCGCGUCACCCUGCUCGACUACGGCGCCGGCAACGUGAAGUCGCUCUACAACGCGCUCGUCGCUCUCGGCUGCGAUGUCGAGCAGACGGACAAGCCAGAGGCCGUCGCGUCGGCCGCGAUUCUCUUCUUCCCGGGAGUGGGCGCGUUUGGCUCUUGCAUGGCGAUGCUCGAGCGAAAACAGCUGGUGGAGCCGCUGCGCGCGUACAUCCGCGCCGGCCGGCCCUUCCUCGGCAUCUGCCUUGGCAUGCAGACGCUGUUCGAGUCGUCAGAGGAGAGCCCUGGCGUCGCUGGACUUGGCGUCGUGCCUGGCGCCGUCGGUCGGUUUGACGUCGCGUCGCACGGUCUGUGCGUCCCGCAGAUCGGGUGGAACGGUGUGGCGGCGGCGCAGCCGUCGCCGCUGCUCGGCUCGCUGGCGGAGGGAGACGCGCUCUACUUUGUCCACUCCUUCCGCGUGCCGCGCUCCGAGGCCGUCGCGCCGUGGGUGCUCUGCGAGACCGAGUACGGCGAUCGGUUCGUCUCGGGCGUCGCCAACGGCAAGGUCGCCGCGGUCCAGUUCCACCCCGAGAAGUCUGGCGCCGUCGGGCUCGCGCUGCUCGGAGCCUUCCUCGCCUCGUCGACCGCAGAGCCGCCGCCGCGCGCGGUCGCCGCCGCCGCCGCCGGAGGCGGUAGCACGCGGCCGCGGCUCGGCGCGGGCAAGCUGUCCGCGGGCCCUUGCCGCCGCAUCGUCGCCUGCCUCGACGUGCGCGCCAACGACGCGGGCGACCUCGUGGUGACCAAGGGCGACCAGUACGACUGCCGCGAGAAGGCCCGCGGAGCCGGCGGCGGCGAGGUGCGCAACCUGGGCAAGCCGGUGGCGCUGGCGCGGAGGCGCCGCGAGGAGGGGGCGAGGCCGCCUCCCUCAGCCUUCUUCACACGUCUAGCCGUGAGCAGGUACUACGAGGAGGGGGCAGACGAGGUCACUUUCCUCAACAUCACGGGCUUCCGCGAGUGCCCGCUGACGGACCUGCCGAUGCUCAAAGUGAACGCACACACACGCACACACCUCCCCCCUCCCCCGCGUCUCCCCGCAGGCGGCAUCAAGGACCUCGUCGACGCGCAGGGAACACGCUCGUCCGCGCUGCAGGUCGCCGACGCCUACUUCCGCGCCGGCGCGGACAAGGUCUCUCUCGGCUCCGACGCGGCGGAGGCUGCCCGCGCGUACCUCGAGCGCGGAGGCACGUGCGACGGCUCGACCUCGAUCGAGGCCAUCUCCGCAAAGUACGGCGCGCAGGCGUGCGUCGUCUCGAUCGACCCGCGCCGCGUGUGGGUGGCGGACGCCGCCGCCGCAGAGGGGCACGCGCUCGCCGACCACGCGGGUCCGCUCGGCCGCGGCGGACGCGGUCCCGCCGGCGAGUCGCUCUGCUGGUACGAGUGCACGCUGCAGGGCGGCCGCAAGGGGUCGGGGCUCGACGUCGUGCAGGUGGCGCGCGCGGUGGAGGCGCUCGGGGCCGGCGAGCUGCUCGUCAACUGCAUCGACUGCGACGGCCACGCCGGCUUCGACCUGCCGCUCAUGGCGAUGCUCAAGGCGGCCGUCUCGAUCCCGGUGAUUGCCUCGUCGGGCGCCGGCGCGCCCGAGCACUUCAGCGAGGUCUUCCGCAGCACGCAGGUCGAGGCGGCGCUCGCCGCGUCCAUCUUUCACCGCCGGACGGUCGCGAUCAGCGCUGUCAAGGAGUGCUGCGCCACCGCGGGGUUCGCGGUGCGCGCCGCGGCCACGCCGAGCCAGGAGUUUGCGCCGCCCCCCGAGAGCGAGUGA